Molecule: messenger RNA, 1551 nt
Organism: Chelmon rostratus (copperband butterflyfish)
Lineage: Eukaryota; Metazoa; Chordata; Actinopteri; Chaetodontiformes; Chaetodontidae
Exons: 6
Coding region: 275-925 (216 amino acids)
Biological process (GO): regulation of heart rate by cardiac conduction; cardiac muscle cell action potential involved in contraction; sodium ion transport
Cellular component (GO): voltage-gated sodium channel complex
Molecular function (GO): sodium channel regulator activity
Source: RefSeq, a predicted model, not a curated record
GAGAUUUAAAAGUACUGCGAAGAAGUUUUUCUUAGUAAACAUUUUCUGUGUUCUGAGACCUUCAGUCAUUUUUGGCUGAAGCUCGUUGAACUAAUGGAUCGACGGUCUGGAUUGAAGGGUGGACUGGUUUGUUGAGGAUUUGGGAUUAAUCAGGAGUCCAGAGGCAUUAUGUCAGUAUUGUAAUCUUAAUCGCCACAGACAUACCCACGCAGGUUUACGUCAAGGAAAGUUCAGCAUUUUCAGUAUCCUGCUGGCAUAAGUUGCUCCAGCAGAAAUGAUAUGCCACUUGUCUUUUUUAGUUGUCUUCAGUCUUUUCGUGUCUCAGUGUCAUGGCGGCUGUGCAGAGGUGGACUCCCUGACUGAAGCCGUGGCCGGAGGAGGAUUCCUGAUGCGCUGCAUCUCCUGCAAAAGAAGAGAGGAGGUCUCUGCCCGAGCCACCGUAGACUGGCACUUCAAACCGCUGGGAGAGGAGGAGUUCAGGCAUAUUUUCCACUAUGACCACCCCACUGCCGACAUCCUCCAUGAAGAUUUCAGCGACCGCCUGGAGUGGCACGGGACACAAAACAGCGAUAUUCAGACAGGAACCAUCUACAUUCAUAACAUCAGAUUCAAUGACACGGGGACGUACCGCUGCACAGUCCACCGCACCCUCCUCCUGUCGCUGUAUGACGAGCACGUCACUGUGGAGAAGGAGGUGGAGCUCAACGUGGUGGCUGUAGCCAACCAGGAGCUGACAGCAGUGAUCUCAGAGAUAGUCAUGUACGUGCUGAUCGUGGUUCUGCAGCUGUGGCUCAUUGUGGUUCUGGUCUACUGCUACAAGAAGAUUUCUGAGGAGCACGAAGCUCGUGAGGCCCGUAAAGCUCUCAAGGCUCAGGCAGAGCUUUUAGAAUCAAAAGAAAGCUGUGACAGGGUGCAGCCAGAGUAACAGUACAGUAAGAAGAUCAUCUCUGCGAGAGUCAGGCUUCAUUUUUGUACCACGAUUCUGCUAAAAAAGACACAAUUGCUGUAUGAGAGGUUGAAUUUGAAGGCCUUGGUCACACUCAGUCGUAGUAUGGUUAACUGGAAAUAGAAGCUGAUGGUACAGAUGACAGUAGGCAGAGCAGACUUCUGUUAGAGAUUUCCUUUCAGCAAAAUGCAGUGUCCAAGGUGUCCUAUAGGACUAUUAAAUGCUAAAGUUUGCAGAUUUGUAAAUAGGGCUUUGUAUGUAAUGUGGGGAAUCCAAUAAGUGGCAUUUUUUUUAAUUGUUGAGUAAUCUAUCAAUUGAUUAAUGUAUUAUUUUCUAGUCUAUAAAAUGUCAAGAAUGAAGACAGAGUCACAAAAUUAUCCAAAGCAAUGAGACAAGCACAAAUGCAAGCAAAGCCUGAGCUGUAGGACAUGAGCAGUUUAUCAGGUAUCCAAGUGGCCACUGAUGAAUUUUCUAUUGACAAACUAACCAAAUGAUUGCUAAACCUAACAUUUUUGUAAAUUUUAUUUUAUUUUUUUAAACACAGAAACUAAUGAUUGUAUCAGUGUUAAUGCAGACAAUGAUCCACAGCCGAGGAACUAUUUGUU